CAAAAUACUAUAUUUUUUAUAUGAUGCAGUCCUAGUCUUGUGCCUCAUUUUAAAUGCACCGUAUGUCAAUUCUACCACCAGGGGGCUGCCAAUCAAAACGAUAACAAAAGAUGAUGUCGAGGCUGUCAGGGAGUCAUGGGAGUGAUUCUGUCUUUCCAACUUUCACAAUUAUUUACCCAAAGUGUCUCGAAAGCAGUGUUGGGUUUCUAAAAGGAUUUGUUUGCUUUGAUAACACAGCUAUUAUAGGAGCUAGCUGGAGGCUGUCUUUAGUAAGACUCACUCCAUAUCUGCUUGAAAUUCACUCUAAAACCAUUUAAAAAAAGUAAAUUCCAUUCAUGAAACAUUGUAGUUGAUAUGCAUGGCUUGCUCAUCUGAUCAAAUCUUUUGAAGUACUUUCCAGGCCCUAUUUUGUAGUGUCAUCAUCGCACAUUUCCAGUACAAAUGUUUAUUUUAAAAUGAUGCAUUUGCUGUAAUGAGUCUAAUAGAUGAAUCCCUUUGUAUCUCUUAUCCCUUCCUGUGUCCCUCUAACUAAUCCAAAAGCCUGUACUUUGUUGUUUUCUGUCUUUAUUUCCUGCAACGGAUCAAAGAUGAUGUCUAAGAAGACCUCCCAUUGCUCUGCAUCGGAUCAGUCGGAGCGCGAUCAGCCUCCCAGCCAUUGUCAGGUGGACAGAUCAGCGAAUUCGGCACCGGGGUUUAAGAUCAAGACCGAGUCGGGUCAAAGAAACGGAGAGUCUUCAUCCCCAGAGAGCAGCAGCUUGAACGGAGAUGGAAAGCGCAGUGGGAAAAGCCGCCAGCGCCGCAAGAAACGCUCAUCCAAUUCUGCUAGUCGCCCUGAGGAGAAGGUCGCAAGUAACACCAAGGAGGGAGAGAAGUCAGACACAAAGACCAGUCAGCCUUCAAACCCCCACUCUGGACUGAUCGGCCUCCAGUCUGAGUGCGCUAACAUCUGGUUUGAGCGCAGCAUGUACGAGCAAGCUGAGAGCCUCUACCAGUGCUGGUUGGCGAGCUCUUCAAAAGGGACCACCCAGUCAAACCGUUCGACCCCGGUCCAACGAAAGAAAAACUCAAACUCUCCAUCCACCUCUGCUCCGUCUUCCUCAGGACUGUUGUGUCACCAUGGCGAUCAGAUGGCCUGCCACCAUGUCGUCCAGAACGUGUGGGUGAACAAAACAAGCUUUGACCAAGCGGAACAACGCUUUGUUGAAGGAACCGCACAGCCAUCCAUUCCCAACUCGCUGAACAUCCCUUCUCCACCCAACCGUUCCAUCACAACCAGAACACCUGAUGAAGGAUAUCAAUCUUUAGCCCCGACCCCUUCAACCCCUGUCGUCCAACAAGCAGUGGUGACGCCAACAAACAGGCAGUCAAUUAACGGACUUCCUCGCAUCCCCAUCGAGCUGCUGAGGGACGUCUGGCUGGAGAAACCGCUGUACGACCGCGCCGAAGCAGCCUUCUACCAGAAUCUGUACGGGAACAACUCCUCCAAACGUUCAAGCUCUGCAUCCACCUCCAGAAGUAGUGACCACCCUCAAAGCCUUGUAGAAGAAGAAGAAGAGGAAGAGGAGGAGCAAGAAGUUGUGGUGGUGGAGGAGAAGAGGGCGGUUAUGCAGGGGAAAGCCGACGUGUUCCAUGCUCUGCUCCCGAUUCAGGAAGAAGAGGAGCCAGCAGAGGUCUCAGAGAAAGAAGAGGAGUCGGGGGAAGGCGUUUGCCACUUCCUUCACCCAGACAGCGAGCGGGUGUGGCUGGAUAAGUGGCGUUAUGAUGCCGCAGAGAGUCGUUUCCACGGCUGCAAUGGAAGUGAGGCUGUGGGGGUGAAGAAAGGUCGGAGGCCGGAAGCAGCGUCCGUUGCCUCCAUCACCCCACUGAGGGACAACACCAUGUCUUCUACCGACUUUCUGGCCCAAGAGAAGAUCUGGUUCGACAAACCUCGCUACGACGAGGCGGAGAGACGCUUCUAUGAGCAGGUGAACGGCACCCCACAACCAACACAGGAUGCUGGAGCCAACAGCAUUCUGCAAGACAUUGCUCGAGCCCGGGAGAACAUCCAGAAAUCUCUAGCAGGACAGCAGCAGAGCAGCAGUGCAGCUGAUCAAGGAGAGCUGGUCUGUCGAAUUAAGAGCCUGGAGCUGGAGAAACACAGCUUACAAAAAGUGGUGGAAGACUUGAGGGCCGCUCUUUCCAAACUGGAGUGUCGGGUAUCUGUUCUGGAGAAUUCUCCUGCUGCGGUGACCUCAGCUCCCGCUCCUUCAGUCCCCUACACAAAUGGCACAGCCGUCCAGCAGAAGACCAGCGCGCCGGUUAAAAAAGUGGAGGAAGAAGAAGAAGAGGAUGAUGAUGACGAUAUUGACCUGUUUGGAAGCGAUGAAGACGAAGAGGCAGAGAAAAUCAAAGAGCAGCGGUUGAAAGAGUACGCCGAGAGGAAGGCCAAGAAGCCCAGCAUCAUCGCCAAGUCCUCCAUCUUAUUGGACGUUAAACCUUGGGACGAUGAAACCGACAUGGCAAAGCUGGAGGAAUGCGUGCGCUCCAUCAAAGCCGACGGCCUGUUAUGGGGAAUGUCCAAGCUGGUCCCGGUGGGUUACGGCAUCAAGAAGCUCCAGAUAGCGUGUGUGGUGGAGGACGACAAGGUGGGAACAGACAUCUUGGAGGAGGAAAUCACCAAGUUUGAAGACUAUAUCCAGAGUGUCGACGUAGCAGCUUUCAACAAAAUCUGAUUCCAUCACGUCUCUUUCUGUCUUUUUGUCAUGCCUUGUUUCUCUGCUGAUUGUGUUGACGGUUAAAAACAAUAAAAAUCCAACUCUUGCACUGAA
Molecule: messenger RNA, 2807 nt
Organism: Labrus bergylta (ballan wrasse)
Lineage: Eukaryota; Metazoa; Chordata; Actinopteri; Labriformes; Labridae
Gene: eef1db
Product: eukaryotic translation elongation factor 1 delta b (guanine nucleotide exchange protein)
Biological process (GO): translational elongation
Cellular component (GO): eukaryotic translation elongation factor 1 complex; cytosol
Molecular function (GO): translation elongation factor activity; guanyl-nucleotide exchange factor activity
Source: RefSeq, a predicted model, not a curated record